Molecule: messenger RNA, 650 nt
Organism: Vitrella brassicaformis
Lineage: Eukaryota; Vitrellaceae
Source: the annotation of a GenBank genome assembly
UCAUCGUCUGACACAACGGUCGACAGACGUGGGACAGCACAGGAGCGCAGCUGCGGAAUGUGAAGCGCAUGUUUGUGUGCUUACGUGUGAUAGAGGAAUUGAUUUGUUUCGACGUAGAGGGAAGGGCUGUCCUCAGCCUCGCUGCCGUGCAGGCCCGCAUACAGUUCCUUGUCCAGAGGCCCAGUGCGUCGUAUGUCUCGCUCCUCCUGAGACCCACUCCCCGUCUCCUCCUCUGUUUUUGACGACACACAAACGGAGACAUCACAUUCACCAAUGCACUCAUCCCGUCCGUUGCCUGUUCUCUUGCUCGUCCGCGUGCGUGCCUGCCGUGUAUGUGUGCCUCUUGUGUCCUUGAAGCGUUCGUAGAUGUCUCCCAACUCUUGCUCGGGCGUGGCAUCGACUGUGGAGAAGCUGGUGACGGUGACCUCGCUGGUUCGGACAAAAAUCCUCUCGCUCCAUAUUGCCUUGAUCGCGUUUGCUGCCAAAACCCACAUCAAGAGGCAAAUUUGUGGGUGAAGCCACAGGUUCAUGAAAUUUCAGUGGCUCUCACCUCGCCUUGUCCGCCAACCAACUCCCAGUUGUUUUCGUCUGCUGUGAGGAUAUGUGAGGAAAGCAGGGUCGGGCAAGCUGUCCCCAGGCCUGCGGCACAU